CUGGCACCGAAUUUGGGUUUCAGAUAUUCCUUCAGUGGACUAGGAUUGUGAAUUUUUGAUUUGAGUUAAAGAGUGGAUUCUGUGUACAGAAUGUUUUAUGAGCCCGGGAUAACAGAUCACGGGCUUCCCAAUGACCCAUUCAAGGCCUGCGUGAUCCCCCGGCCAAUAGGCUGGAUAUCAACGCUCUCACAAAAUGGCACCGCGAACCUAGCUCCAUACUCCCAAUUCAACAACCUCACCUUCGACCCACCAUACGUCAUGUUCUCGGCGAAUCAAACCCCGACCACCGGUCAAAAAGACACAGUCCGCAACGUCGAGUCCACGGGCGUGUUCUGCUGGAACCUAGCCACCUAUGAACUCCGAGAGCAUGUGAAUUUAACGGCUGAGGGCGUUGGGAGCGAGAUCGAUGAAUUCGAGCAUGCAGGACUGGAGAAGGAAGACGCGAGAUUGAACUCCGUGGCUGUGCGAACCAAGGGAAAGGGGAUGGAGCGGAUGCAAGUACCCAUGGUAAAGCGCAGUCCGAUUAAAUUCGAAUGCACACAUUACUCAACCUUGCGACUGCCUGGGAAUCCGCCGAUGGGGUCUGUAGACGUUGUAAUAGGACGGGUUAUUGGGAUUCAUAUCGACGAACGCGUUUUGACGGAUAGGAGAAUUGAUGUAAGGAAAACGGUGCCGAUUGCGAGAUGUGGGUAUUAUGAGUAUGCAGCUGUGAGGGAGGUGUUUGAGAUGAUGAUUCCGGGAGAUGAUCCGGCGAGGUUUGCGGGGUUGGAGGGGAGUUCCAAGGGGAACAGGAAGAUAUGGGAUGAGAUGAAUGGGGAAGUGGAUGCGGGGACUGGGGUUGGAGCCCAGGAAGGGAAGGCUGAUGGGUAA
This is a messenger RNA of Lindgomyces ingoldianus, 870 nucleotides long. RefSeq lists its product as uncharacterized. Gene Ontology annotation, molecular function: FMN binding. Lineage: Eukaryota; Fungi; Ascomycota; Dothideomycetes; Pleosporales; Lindgomycetaceae. The record is from RefSeq and is a predicted model, not a curated record. The transcript has 2 exons. Bases 91 to 870 code for a protein of 259 amino acids.